AGGAUGUUUUCCUACCGCCUCAGUGGGAUGACUGGGUAUCAGGUUCUCCUCAAGGCUUGGAAUUGUUAUACGUCUUUGGUUUGACAAACUCGCUUUAUCCUGGAGACGCGGAAGCUGCUGCAUUAUCCAACCAGAUAAUGAACUUCUGGGCGCAAUUUGCACGAAGUGGGAAUCCUAAUGCGGUUGGUUCACCCGAGUGGCCGGACUUUGACCCAGAGAACGAAACGUACAUCAUUCUAAACGUAAACAUAAGUACGGGACAGCGCCUCAAAGCUGACAAAGUCGCCUUCUGGAACGAGUACAUCCCAACCAUUACGGAGCCGUUUAAUGAGAAAACGUGUUCCUAUGAUGUACCUGUCAGAAGUGGCACCGUGCAAAAACCGGACACAAAGACUGUGCAGAUAGAAAGCAAAGACGGUGAAGUGCUGGGAUCUAUCAUUGGUGCUCUGCGAGUCGCUGACGAGGCAAUGGGAGGGCGCGAAGUUGCCGAGUUCUUGGGUAUUCCUUACGCAAAACCACCCCUUGGUGAUUUGCGAUUCAAACCACCUGAAGAUACAGGACCGUGGGGUGAUCAACCACUCGGCAUCCCGGAGAAGCUACCAGCUGCCUGUCCUCAAGAUGUUACACAAGACCCUUGGAUGGUUCGCCUCGGGUUGAACCACACAAGUGAAGAUUGUCUGACUCUUAACAUCUAUGCUCCCACUCAAAACGCUAACGACACUGCUUUACCAGUUCUUGUUUUUGUUCACACUGGGUUCGGAGUACACGGCACAUCCUCCGUCCACGAUGCAACUCUUCUUGCAUCGCAAAUCAGAACUAUUGUUGUGGUUCUAAACUAUCGUCUGGGAGCUCUAGGAUUCGUGUCCACGGGGGACGAGGCAGCUCCUGGGUAUUACGGAUUGCAUGACAUCCUUACUUCUCUCAAAUGGGUCAACAAGUACAUCGGAAGCUUUGGAGGUGACCCAGGACGCGUUACAGUCUUCGGUCACGGCUCAGGUGGCGUUCUGACACAUCUCUUAGUACUCUCUGAGAAGGCAAAAGGCUUAUUCAAUAGAACUGUUCUGAUGGCUACAACUGCUAUAUCCCCACCUGUCAACAAUCAAGUCAUCCCGAGUGCUCCUGAAACAACGAAGGCCUUGGCCACCAAACUGGGAUGCCCAACCACUAGCAGUGAGGCGAUGAUCAAUUGCCUUCGUGAGAAACCAGCAGCAGACAUCGUAUCCAACACCGUAAAUCCUCCAUUUGGGGUUGCUUUCCCGGUUGUCGUUGACGGGGAUUUCAUCACUGACAGACCCAUCGAGCUGCUGAAAAACGGCAGAAUUAACGACGUUGAUGUUAUUGUUGGAGUUCCACUCGACGAGAAUGGCGCUCGAAGCCUGCUUUUCACCGGCUUGGGCUGUCCGAGUGUUGGAGAACUCGAGCAAUACAUAGAAACUGUUAGCAGGCUCUCUUUUCUCAAUCCUGGUGAAGCAGCGUCGGCUCUGGCGACGGAAUAUAUCGGAAAAGGCGGAUUAGGUGACGAUUGCGAGACAAGGGGAAGUUUCAGGAAGCUCCUAAACGACCAGCUGUCAGGCUGGAGUUUAUUGGAAACCGCCAGGCUCCACGCCGACGCUGGUCAAUCGGCCUACGUAUACCUGUUUGAACACAAACCGUCUGUCCAAUACCGACCACUGCUACCUCUUUACGGUGCAACUGCUGACGAUAGUCUGCAGUUUUUGUUUGGUGAUCCAUACAGUCCUCUUGUGGACAAAUUCGACCUGUCCUACAGGCUUAACGACAAGCGGGUCACCUUGGAACACAUGGAAUUCUUGAAAAAUUUCAUCUACAAUGGUAACCCUGGGACUUCUCUGUCGGGCGUUGAGUGGCCAUCAUUCGACUCAGAUGACCUCAAGUACAUGUCACUCACCGACUGCCCCCAAGCCUACUCUGGCGUUGACAACGACUGGCCACAUCUCCUCCGGUUCUGGGCAGCUUACCUACCGACCAUCACGUCACCUGUUCCUCCACCUUCUGAGGUGACACCCUGCCCGCCGGAUCAAGAGCCUUGCGUGGUCGGUGAAGGCAUCGGGUUAAAACUAUCCUCAGAGCAGGCUACUGCCGUCAUCGAAACUUUGAUUGGAGCAGUCAUUGGUGCUUUGGUGUUGUCUGUCUUCUUUUUCGGGGGUUGUAUGGCAUACAGGGCUCGGGUAGAUCGGAUUGAGAGACACAAUUUACGAGCAACAAGGGAGGGUUUGCCAUAUAAAUUGGAUGUCGGAGAAAGAGAGGAGUCAAGCUCUCCGCUUUGAGCUUAGGCACAAUCCAUUUUCCGUCAUUUCCAUGAGCAUAUUAAACGCACGCAAAAGAGAGGUCAACUCUGAAAAUUGGCUAUGUCGUUUUGUGUUUUCUUUUUAGCGUUUUGAGCGUUUUUGAAAAUGAUGGGGAAAUGGAAGAACCUAAAAGCAGGUACGAUCAUUUGUUAAAAAUUUUUGGGCAAGAAAAGUUUUCAGAUUAUUGAAAGGCAUAAUACCUGGACAAUCGGCUACCAAUUCCUGUAUUGCCGGUUCACUAGAACUCAAACAAUUCAGACCCAAAUGGAGGUGCUGAAGGUCAUUCUGAGCAGCAAUGCGCACGUGAGUGCCCUAUCAGAGCACUCCAAACGUAUGAUGAUUCUCACGCGUCAGUCAGUCCGCAGCGCCCGCGUUAAAGGCGUUCUUGUUCUCCAAUGACUUUGACUUUGAAAACCGUAGCCUAUCGGCUAACUUACAAUAUGUCCCUUUGAAAACCGGAUUUUAACCGUCACCAGCCCGUAACGGAAAGCUCAAGUUAUUUCCACCUUCACUGAGUACAGUGGCGUAACUAGGGUGCUACAGCUGAGGGGGGUACCUGGGGUGCACAAU
Molecule: messenger RNA, 2876 nt
Organism: Acanthaster planci (crown-of-thorns starfish)
Lineage: Eukaryota; Metazoa; Echinodermata; Asteroidea; Valvatida; Acanthasteridae
Source: RefSeq, a predicted model, not a curated record